GAUUCAAAGGCGGAAAAAUACACUUGAUUAAUGGCAUCAGCCUUCUCAUUUCAUUCUUCUUUGCACGAUUGAUGUACGGGACCUAUAUGACGGCAUUGUACAAUAGAGCGGAGAUCCCAGCACCUCUAUUCUGGACCUAUGCUGUGGGUAACGUGGUGCUCAAUGGACUGAAUUGGUUCUGGUAUGUCCUCUUGAAUGUUUCCGAGUUGGCACAAAUAAACCCAAAAGGAUCGAUUAGAUAUAGUGAAGGGAGGUGGGUCAGGUGUGGUUCGACACCGGCCAGUCUCCUAAAUACUCCUAGUAGCUCCUAG
Messenger RNA from Acaulospora colombiana, 311 nucleotides. The record is from the annotation of a GenBank genome assembly. NCBI's taxonomy places the organism in Eukaryota, Fungi, Glomeromycota, Glomeromycetes, Diversisporales, Acaulosporaceae.